Messenger RNA from Phytophthora infestans T30-4, 363 nucleotides. Its product is annotated as secreted RxLR effector peptide protein, putative. NCBI's taxonomy places the organism in Eukaryota, Oomycota, Peronosporomycetes, Peronosporales, Peronosporaceae. The record is from RefSeq and is a predicted model, not a curated record. The coding region runs from base 1 to 363 and encodes 120 amino acids. The transcript has a single exon.
AUGCGUAUCAUCCUCUAUGUGGUGCUUCUCCUUGCUGCCCACGGUACAAUCGCGACUGCGGAUAACCCCGUCGAGAUUCAAGACCUGGAAGUUUCCACUCACCGCAAACACGAAAGCCAAGACUAUCGCUACCUCAGAGGGAACAAUGAAGCGACCAAAACUGAUGGUGUAGAAGAAGAGAGGACUAUCUCAACUCCGCAGUUCGACAAGCUAUCAGCUUUGCUCAGUCCCCCGAAGUUUUCGAAUCUUCCCUUGAUCAAGCAGGUCAACAAGGUCCGAAUAAGCUUGGCAAAGAAACUAGGAAGUCUGUAUUUAAAGAAAGUGAGGAAAGCUUACGAACGAAACCCCAACAACUUCGUUUAG